UCUUUAGAUGUGGUGACCAUUGAGAAGACCGGAGACUUCUUCCGACUCUUGUACGACAUUAAGGGACGCUUUUCUCUGCAUAAGAUCACUGGUGAAGAGGCGAAGUAUAAGUUGUGUCGCGUGAAGAAGGUGUCGGUGGGUCCGAAAGGGAUUCCCUUCAUUGUGACCCAUGACGGCCGCACUAUCCGAUACCCGGAUCCGUUGAUUAAGGUUCACGACUCGAUUCGUCUGGAUAUCGCCACCGGAAAGAUCUUAGACUUCAUUAAGUUUGAAACGGGAAACCUCUGUAUGGUUACGGGUGGACACAAUUUGGGUCGCGUGGGGAUCAUCACGAGUCGGGAGAGACAUCCGGGAAGUUUCGAUAUCGUGCACGUGAAGGACUCCCAGGGACACACUUUUGCCACCAGAUUGGCGUAUAUAUUCGUGAUCGGAAAGGGAACCAAACCCUUCAUUUCAUUGCCCAAAGGAAGAGGUGUCCGAUUGACUGUCGCCGAAGAGCGUGACAAACGAUUGGCCAAUAAAGCCCAUUAAGUGAAGCGCUCCAGAAGAUAAUAAUGUAUUGAUUACUAUUACCAUAAAAAUCGAAAAUAAAUUUUUUGGAAAUAA
Molecule: messenger RNA, 606 nt
Organism: Medioppia subpectinata
Lineage: Eukaryota; Metazoa; Arthropoda; Arachnida; Sarcoptiformes; Oppiidae
Source: the annotation of a GenBank genome assembly